Molecule: messenger RNA, 1125 nt
Organism: Symbiodinium sp. CCMP2456
Lineage: Eukaryota; Dinophyceae; Suessiales; Symbiodiniaceae
Source: the annotation of a GenBank genome assembly
AUGGGCGAACAGUUUGAAGAGUGCUUGGAGAUGAAGUGGAAGUCCCCCGAACCGGUCCGGGAGUUCUACAUCGAGAUGGCUUCCCGGCUGGACUUGCUGCACGUGGUUCCAGCUCUUGUUAUCGACCGGUCUGGGAAGGCGGUGAAGCCGGCCAAAGAUGCCAUGGUCAAGAAGGUGAGCAUGGGUCGCGACAAGGAAGGCUGCAUUCAGAACAUGCCCGAAGGAAGGAAUUUCCUCGUGCGAGUUCUCGGCAAGCUGAACGAUGGUAAAGCUGUGUACAGUCCGUGGAAGAAGGCUGCUACACUUAGCCCAGACACGCGAGACAAGGACCUGGGCAACUUAGACCCGAUGAACAUGCCGCGGAUGAACUGCAAUAACUGCCCAUGCGCCUGCUACGUACCUUUCCGGUGGGGCCUCAACUCGCCUGGAAGGUUGCGGUGUAGGCGCUGUGGCUGCCAUCACACAGAGCACCAGAUGGUUGAGAUUGGUGAGAUCCUCAAAGCGCGGGAGACAAAGGCCAAGGGCUCCAUGAACAGAGAGGAUUGGGACGAGCGGGAGUGCCUGCUGUGGUUCUGGUCCCAGGGCGCCGUGCAUCCGAGAAACGUCCUGAAGGAGGCCAACAGCAGGUGCUUUGAGGCGCAGACUUGGCCAGACAAGGAGCUUGUCAUUGUGGAGACAUACUGGGAGUCCUACUCUGACUUCUUCUCGCAGCGUUCAAGCUGCAAGAGGGGAUCAUGGAAAGACUUUGCGUCGGUGAAGGUCUAUGUCAAGUACAAGCAGCAGGCCCGAUCGGACUGGAGCAUCGGACUCAAGAGGAAUGUGGGAACGCACCUUGCUUCCGGCGAGUUCAUUGCAAGCUUCGACGACGACGAUCUUUACGUCUUCGGCUCAGCACCCAGCUACCUCAACACGAUGGUGAGUGCUCUGGAGGCAUUGGCCGUGAAACUCUCCAACUGGUACGUGUACCACAUGGACUCCGACGCUUGGUCCUUUUGCGACCCCAUUGCCUGGGGUCUCACCAAGGGGCUGGAUGAGACCUCUGACAAGGUAAAGAGUUGGGCCUAUGGCUACGGCUUCUCCUACGUCUAUCGCCGGCAGGCGGAUCCCAAGUUCUUGUUUUGCUAA